GAGAAGGCCGGGAAGAUGGCGGCCACCUGGAGGCUGGGCUGUGACCCCCGGGUUCUGCGCUGCGUCUUGGGCUUUAGCGGCCGCCGAGGCACGGGAGUGCUUACGGGGGCUGCCGGGUGGUCUGUCGGCCGCGGAGCUGGUUGGAGAUGGCUUCACAGCACGCAGUGGCUGCAGGCUGAUCCUAUUAAGAUACUAAUGCCGUCACUGUCUCCUACAAUGGAGGAAGGGAACAUUGUGAAAUGGCUGAAAAAGGAAGGUGAGGCCGUGAGUGCUGGAGAUGCCUUAUGUGAAAUAGAGACUGACAAAGCUGUGGUUACCUUAGAUGCAAGUGAUGAUGGCAUCUUGGCCAAAAUAGUGAUUGAAGAAGGAUCUAAAAAUAUACGGCUAGGUUCACUAAUUGGUUUGCUAGUUGAAGAAGGACAAGAUUGGAAACAUGUUGAAAUUCCCAAAGAUAUAGGUCCUCCAUCACCAGCUUCAAAACCAUCGGUGCCUCAACCCUCACCAGAACCGCAGAUUCCUACUCCUGUCAAAGUGGGAUACACACCAGGGAAACCACAGCUCCGUUUAAGUCCAGCUGCCCGCAAUAUUCUGGAAAAACAUACACUGGAUGCUAGCCAGGGCACAGCCACUGGCCCCCGGGGGAUAUUCACUAAAGAGGAUGCUCUCAAACUGGUCCAGUUGAAACAGAUGGGCAAGAUCACCGAGUCCAGACCCGCCCCAACCCCUCCAACCCCUCCCACGGCUCCUCUGCCCACACAGGCCAUGGCCAGGCCAUCUCAUCCCCGGCCCAUGAUCCCACCGGUGUCAACUCCAGGACAACCUAAUGUAGUGGGCACAUUCACUGAAAUCCCUGCUAGCAAUAUUCGAAGAGUGAUUGCCAAGAGGUUAACUGAAUCUAAAAGUACCAUACCUCAUGCAUAUAUGACUGUCGACUGUGACCUUGGAGCUGUUUUAAAAGUUAGACAAAAUCUGGUCAGAGAUGACAUUAAAGUAUCAGUAAACGAUUUUAUCAUCAAGGCAGCAGCUGUUACCCUUAAACAAAUGCCAGAUGUUAAUGUAAGCUGGGAUGGAGAGGGCCCGAAGCAACUGCCCUUUAUUGACAUUUCAGUGGCUGUGGCAACAGAUAGAGGCUUAAUGACACCAGUCAUAAAAGAUGCUGCUGCUAAGGGUGUACGGGAAAUCGCUGACUCAGUAAAGGCUCUAUCAAAGAAAGCAAGAGAUGGAAAGUUGUUACCUGAAGAAUACCAAGGAGGAUCUUUUAGUAUUUCCAACUUGGGGAUGUUUGGCAUCGAUGAAUUUACUUCAGUGAUCAACCCUCCUCAAGCCUGCAUCUUGUCUGUUGGGAGAUUCCAGCCUGUGCUGAGGCUCACUCGAGAUGAAGAGGGGAACGCCAGCCUGCAGCAGCACCAGCUCAUAAAGGUCACCAUGUCCAGUGACAGCCGGGCAGUAGAUGAUGAACUGGCUACCAGGUUUCUCGAAAGCUUUAAAGCAAACCUAGAGAAUCCUGUCCGACUUAUCUAGUCCUCAAAGAUAAGAAGUUGGUCUUUGGCUUAGUUAAUCUUAUAGUUGUUACUCAGAGACAUACGCUAUUAGGAGAACAGUUAGAAAUUUAAGUGUGCAGUGGAUGAAGUGUUUGUUUAUUUAAGGUGAGAGAGUUUGACCUGAGUUGUCUUCAUUUUCAAUUUGGGUUUAAUGUUGUAGAAAUAAAGGAUUACACACUGUAACUAACAAAAGAGAGAGUAUUUGGUCAGUCAGAUCCAUUUUUAACCUCUGGUGCUGUACAAAAGGGUGUUAAACUAGAUGUAUAUUAAAUUAUAUGUUUGGCUCAUUUGAGCAUUUUAGAAUAUUUGAGAAUGUAUCAUAAAUUAUAAAAAUCAAAAAGUUGUUAGAACUCUACCUUAAUUAUGUUGAAAUUAGAAGUGAUCUUCAAAGAGGAUCCCAUUAAUUUCGCAGUGGGGCCUCAGUUUUACAAGCACUGCUCUAGAUAUACUUGACCAAUUUAAUAUGUACAGAAGUUUAUUCUGGAUGAUAGUAAAUAAGUAAGGAUCACAUUGUAUUAGGGGUUGUGGCAACAUUAUUGACGUUUUUAUGUAUAUAAAGCCAUAUGUUUUAGAGUGGUUUCUAUCAGUCUUAUUUUUCACUUCUGUGACACUGUGAACUAAAGAGGAAUAUAAAAAUCAAAAAUGAAGAGAGAGAAAGACCAAAAAAUUUGUUUUAAUAAUAAACUAUAAUUAAAAUAUCUAAACCUUCAGAAAUAAACUGCUCACCUUCACACUAAGUUGGAAUAUAUUAAAAUAAAUUAUGCUAUUUCCUACCAAACAUUUUAAGUUAGUGUUGAUUUAAACACAAAAUGUUGUUUCUUAGUGCAUUUUAAUCAAGUUUGUAUUGUACAAUAAAAUGUGAAAAAAUAUAAAAAUUUCAAUUGUAUUUUAAAUGAUAGGACACAGAAGUUUAGUAAAACUUUGAGGUAGAUUAGUGAUUUUCCUGGAACAGCUAAAGAGGAACUCUACAGAAGGAAAGAAGGAAUUUAAAAUUAAUAUGACAUUAGGAAAGUAACGGGUAUGGAAUGUAAAACUUUGGAAAGAGUGGAAGAGAAGGCUUGUGAAGCAGGUGAGAACUGUCCUUUUUAUUGCAUUGAUAACGUGGGAUUUUCACUAAUUAUUUUAAAGGCUAGAAGAGCUUAGUUCUCUUUUAACAGUUCUGCUACGACUGGCAGGAUAAGUGUGCCGGAAUUGGAUGGUAAUUUAGUUAACCAGUCACAGAGAGGCUCGUGUUAGUGUCUGUUGACGUGAACCACCAGAAGAAAGACUGUGCUACAAGUUCAUGGGGCGACAUGGUGAAAUACGUGCACUUCAGCAGAAGAGCUUUCUAGAAUAACUGGAGCCCAGUGUAUGAGUUGUUAAGAAGACGCUUAAUCCAAUGACUCAGUUUUAACAAGCCCUUCUUAAAUAGUCUGUAAAACUUUUGCCAUAUUAACGGUUACACUGAAAAUUGUAACCAAGUGCUACUUGUAAAAUAACUUUUAUGUUACAUUAUUCUCAUUCACUUAUAACUGAAAUUAUCUGGGUUUUUUUUUUUUAAUUUUUAUGUCUGAGGAGUAGAAUGUGAGACAGCCAUAAAUAAGCCGUGGCUUGGAGCUCUGUUUUCCGUGGACUGGCGUGCGUGAACCAUAGUGUGUGUCUGCCUGUGGUGGAGUGGCAUUGGUGCCCACCCUAGCCCACCUUACAGAUGUUGUGAGCCACACAGAGAAACGCUGCGUAAAUGUAUGGCGUUUGCCUUCUUUGUGGACAUCACAACCAGGCUUUUCACGUAUCAGUUGCUUCUCAUGGUUUGACUUUUUGUGGUUUGACUUCUCAGCUGUUGGCACAAAUAGUCAUUCAUUCUGACUAAAAAUAUUUUCUCUAAUAUUUCUCUAGUGAUUAGGUUUAUGUAAGGAAAUUGUCAUUUGUAAAAAGAAUUCUAUCGCAGCAUGAGGUCAAAGAAGAACUCUGAUUCGAGAAAGGAGUAUGGGACACUUGGUUUGGGUCAUUACAGAGAAUGAACUGUGUGCUGCAUGGGCAGGCUCCUCUCCACACUUCAGAUAUAUUUAUUUCUUUGUAGUGCUGAGAGGAUAUAAAAAUGAAAUUUUAUACCUGGUCAUCUUUUUCUCAUUUAAACAGGGUAAAUGACUAAAACAUUGGGAAGACUUCUAAGGAAAAGGCCACACACAUUCCAGUUAACGCUUGGGCAUGAAAAUAUCGAUGAAUGUUAGAAUUUAUAAGUCCAAUGGCCCUGCCUCUCCCUGCUUACAACUUCUAGUUAACAUUUACAGUUUGCUCACUAACUAUCUUGUGCCAGAUUAAAAUCAUCAGUAUACUGCUGGCCAGACUCCUUUGUUUGAAACAUUACUAAGAAAUUUAUGUAUACUGGUACAAGUAUUUUAUAUAUAGCGUCAAAUGGAACUUCUGUUUUUAGAUUUUUUUUUUCAUUUUGGACAUAAUUUCACGCUAAAUUAUAUAGGCCAGUCACUUGGGCAUUAUGCUAGAAGUAAACCUAGUGUUCUAACCUUUUACUGAAAGAUAGGUGGUGCUGUGAGUUAAUAUAUUGUAGUUAGAGUGUGGGAGAAAAAUAAAAAUGGCAUUUAAAUCUUAGUUUUCAAGGAAAACGUCCUCAUUACACAUUGCAUUAUGAUAGACUUUGUCUCAGGUGAAAAGAAGAAAUAAAAGAACCAAGUGUGUUGCAGGUAAGAAUUAACCUUUAAUUUGAAUAUGAUAUUAUUAAUAGAAAACUUUUGUUGAUUUUUGAAGAAGGAAGUAACAAUGCAGCAUUACUUUAAGAUCGGCCUGGCCACAAUAUUGCAAGGUAGGUUGAAACAGAGAGGAUGACAGUCAGCAGGAACCAGCUAGAAGCUUUUGCUGCAGAGAAAGCGUAAGUUAACUAGAUUCUGUAGUAGGUCAAGCGGCUUUAAAGAAGGGAGAAAAUGAAGAAUACUGGACAUGUUAGUUUGCUGGGUGUAUUAUGAAUAUACGGGGUGGGUGUGUGCUGUGAGAUAAUGCCGCAACAAUGAUACAGUUUCCCAGUCCAAACUCAAUUCCCCAUGGCCCACAUAACCAGUAUCCAACAGGUUAAGAUUCUGAUAAGUUAUGUUCAGCAAGCGGUAUAUUUCAGAAGACAUUUGAACUUUUUAUGAAUGGUGAAAGCAAUCGUUUUCCAAUAAAAUUAUUUUAAAUAGUUUUGUGGAUUUGUGAAAUUUAUUUUCUAGUGUCUCCAUUGGUUUUGAAAGAUGGGGACAGGCAGGGUUGGAGGGAAGAUGUGGUUCGUCUAGACUUGUAUUAUUGAAGACCCCAUUUAAUUGAAAUUAUAAGGUAUAAAGAUGUAUUUUGAAAAGUACAUCUGUUAGUGGCAA
Diceros bicornis minor is the source of this 4885-nucleotide messenger RNA. It is a transcript of the gene PDHX, whose product is annotated as pyruvate dehydrogenase complex component X. NCBI's taxonomy places the organism in Eukaryota, Metazoa, Chordata, Mammalia, Perissodactyla, Rhinocerotidae. Gene Ontology annotation, biological process: pyruvate decarboxylation to acetyl-CoA. Gene Ontology annotation, molecular function: acyltransferase activity. The transcript has 11 exons. Bases 16 to 1521 code for a protein of 501 amino acids. The record is from RefSeq and is a predicted model, not a curated record. Gene Ontology annotation, cellular component: mitochondrion; pyruvate dehydrogenase complex.